AUGGUGGGCUUGUCCAAGAAGUCUCUCCCUGAGAUUGAGAAGAUCUUCAUGAUCCUGGACCAGGACAAGAGUGGCUACAUCGAACAGGACGAGCUACAGUUGAGUCUCAAUAUAACAGACAUGUCUUCCAGGGAACUUGAACCCAUGAUCAAAACAGCAGCUGAUACUAAGCAGAUCAUACCAAUCAUUAUUUUUCUUUGGUUUCUCAACAAAUGUUGCCUAAUACAAGUACUUCUGAUCCGUUAGAUGGAUACAACCAAACACACAAAACCUCUACUGUACAGGGUACUGCAUGUAAUACUACUUUAAUGUUUUGUGUUUCAUGUUUUUGUGUGUGUGUGUUAGACUUUUCCUCCAGAACUUCUCUAAGGGGGCUCGUCCCCUGACAGCGGCUGAGACCAGAGCCUUCCUCCUGGCUGGGGACAAGGACGGGGACGGAAAGAUAGGCUGGGACGGUAGGGUUACUAGGCAACGAGGGCCGGGGCCAGCCGUUAACAUUUAUGAUUCUAGUGGAAAUUUAAGGAUUACUGGGUCAGAAACCUAGUUUGGAAAGUGGUUGGAAAGUAAUUCAAUCUCUACAUUCUGCAUUUUGAACAUUAAUGAGCACAUUUUAUUUUUGGUUUGUUUGUGUGUCUCUUUCAGAGUUCUCCAACCUUGUCAUGUCUUCAUAAAGAGAUGGAGAUGAAGAAGAUGUUUAUUUUUGACAAUCUUUUAAUUUGAAGGCAAGCUGUACAUGGUCUGCUCAGCGACUUCUUGGGUUGGUCCAGCCGCUGUCUGUCAGUACUAGUACAUUUUACAUUUUAGUCAUUUAGCAGACGCUCUUAUCCAGAGGGACUUACAGUUAGUGAGUGCAUACAUUUUUCAUACGGGCCCCCCGUGGGAAUCGAACUCACAACCCUGGCAUUGCAAGCGCCAUGCUCUACCAACUGAGCUACAGGAGGCCUCUGUAGUAGUGCAAUAUGCUGUUGUUUCGACAAAGGAAAAUAUGAUAUUGUAAACCAAUACAAAUAAACAGUAUUUGGCUUAACCCUUGCCUCGCCUGCAGCUGUCUUUCCCUGACGGAAAGUAUGUAAAUAUAUCUGGGUUUGACCAUAGAUAUUAUAGCACCUGUCUUCAUAUGACAGUAUGUGACGUAUCCUAACCAUGGCAUUGACAGGCUGGUCCUUGCAUGAAUAUGAGCAUGUAGCCCAGGGUAAAGAGUCAAGUCAACAAACGUCUGUAUUCCUCUCAUGCGUAUCCAACUGCAGUAUAUCAUCCAGACCAAGUCAUUUUCUCCUUAUGGUUAUAUGAAGGGCAGACGAGGGAUUAGCUUUCUUGCUAUAAACUGAUAGCUUGGGAACCUUUCAACUGUCAAGAAGAUCAUGUAUAUUUUUCUAUCAACAACAACAACUUUUAACAUGUUUAAAUGAGACUGCGCUAGUAUGGAGGUGAUUUAUAUUGUUUACAAAUAUGACAAGCACAAUAUCAUCUAGCAUAAGAAUCUAUGCAAAAUAAUGAUACAUUAGAAAAUCAAAGCCUACAUCACAAGAAUAUAGCAAUUAGCAUAAGGCAUAUACACUAGAGUACAUUAUGGUUAAUACUAUAAUGUACAUUAGCUUAAAACAGUUACAUUUUUAUAUAAAUCAUAUAAAACAAAAUGAUCUGAUUUGACAUAUACUAAAUGGUUCAUAUCUGGUUUAUGAUCUGAUACUUAUUCUAUACAUUCAGAAACUCACUGAGGUCCCCAAGAGUCACAUUGCCCUGAUUGCAGAUAAGGGGUCAUAUUACAAAAAAAUAUGCAUUGCAGGCAUUUUGCCUCCAAGAUACAGUCGAAUGAGUAGAUCAGCUUGGCACCCAAAAAUGCCUGUCUUGCAUUUCACCAAGGACUGCAUGCAUAUCCUUAGUUGAACGGAUAAAUAUAGAACAAUUUGACUACUAGACACAUUUUUUCAAAACUAACCCUAAGCAUAUGGUGUGCGUUACACCUUGAAGGGCGAGAGUAUAUAAUGUGGGAGCUAGGGGAGUAUUGCUUCAUCCGGCCCUACACUGAGAUACAGCCGCCUCCUCGUCACUAAUCCACUAAUCUUCCAAAGGUGAGUUCCCUCAACCGGACUGAUGUUCUAAUUUACUGACCGCCAAUGGUUUUCAACAUCAACAACAUGCGAAGAUUUUUCUUUACUACCUCCACGGAAUAAAUUCAAUCAAAAUGAAGAGGGAAACGUCUCUAUCUGGAAUGCGUUUGGAGUUGGAGGCAAACCAAUUAUAAUAACAUGGGACUUCAAGCGUUUACCUGAGAGAUGGAGAUGGAGGACUUAUGCCAUGGUUUUGUCGCACGAGGAAUGUCAGUUCGAGGACCACUCUGAAUGAUGCUUACAGUCACUGGCAGACAUGUCUUACUCAAUGUUUCUUUCUAAACCAAUGCUUGUUCUCCAUCUAAAUGACCAUGGAUGGACCUUCAUGACAGUGAAAGUCCUAUGUGAAUCUUUUAGUGUGAUUUAGAGCUAAAGGUCAUGGGUCACAGCAUACCACUGUAUGGGCGUCGGCCUACUGUAGUUUCUUGCAUUGGGGCGCUCUGCCUUUGAGCACAGAGGAGCUAAGUUUGGAAUGUAAACUUGUAGGCUACAGAUAACACAGACCCAAUGCUAUUUCUUAUCCAUUUAAAUCCAUUAAUUAUCUAAACAAUUAGUUAAUUAAUUAAAGAACAUUUGAGAAAAGGUCUAUCUACAUAUAUCUAUAAGCCUAAGACAAUUUUCUUGACAAUAGUUGUGGUUAUCAGAGUCAAAAGAUAGUCUAUUAGUGGGCCUAUGAUACAAGAUAGUCUAUUAGUGGGCCUAUGAUACAAGAUAGUCUAUUAGUGGGCCUAUGAUACAAGAUAGUUUAUUGGUGGGCCUAUGAUACAAGAUAGUCUAUUAGUGGGCCUAUGUAUUUACUGUUAAAUAUUAAUGUUCAUGACUUUGAAAAUGUCUUUCUCUCUCUCUGCUAUCUUCUCUCACUUUCUCGCUCUCCAUUUCUCAGAAUCUAAAAAUGGCUUUCAAGGGAAUGCUUAAGGAUGAGGAUAUCGCUGCUGCCCUCAAGCAUUGUGCAGGUGUGCUGAACUUUAUUGAUUUAUGACGAUCAAUGACAGUGAAAGUGAAAUGACCCAUAUUGACCAGGUUUAGUCAUCCAUGAGCAGGCUGUGAUGUUGAAAUGACCACUGGGUUUAUCUCUCACAGCUGCUGAGUCCUUCAAGCACAAGGAGUUCUUCACCAAGGUUGGCCUGGCUGGCAAGUCUACUGAGGAUUUGAAGAAAGCCUUCUACUUCGUUGACCAGGACAAGAGUGGCUUCAUUGAGGAGGAUGAGCUCAAGUAAGUCUCAUGUUGAUCAAGUUGAUUCAGUUGCCAAAGGCUACCUUACUGUACAGUACAACGCAACACCACCCUUGAAACUGAAAUUAAUACCAGUGCAUAUCUUGACUAUUCCUUGCUCUCUACUCACCAAGUAUCAUAUUAAUUUCACUGCAUAGGAGUAACUUCAACUGAAAUGAACACCAGUAACCUACAUAUUUCGGCGAUUCCCUUCUGACUAUUCUGAUGAGGCCGGAAAUGUAAAUGUUUUCAACUAAAAUAGAUCCAAGGGUCAAUUCAAGGGUCAACUACAUUUUAAUUCAACUAAUGAAUUCAAAUGUCAUGAAUUCACAUGGGAAAAUAGCACACAAUUUUCUCAAAAUGCCUCCUCCCUCUCUCCCUACUCCCUCUCCCUCUCUCCCUCCCUCUCUCCUCCCUCUCUCCCUCCUCCCGCUCUCCUCCCUCUCUCCCUCCCUCCUCCCGCUCUCCUCCCUCUCUCCUUCCUCCCUCUCUCCCUCCCUCCCUCUCUCCUCCCUCCUCCCUCUCUCCCUCCCCCCUCCCUCUUUCCUCCCUCUCUCCCUCCCUCCCUCUCUCCUCCCUCCUCCCUCUUUCACUCCCUCUCUCCUCCCUCCUCCCUCUCUCCCUCCUCUCUCUCUCCUCCCUCCCUCUCUCCUCCCUCCUCCCAUCUCUCUCUCCUCCCCCCUGCCUUCUCUUCCCUCCUCUCUCUCUCCUCCCUCCCUCCCUCUUUCCCUCCCUCCUCCCUCUCUCCCUCCUCUCCCUCCCUCCCUCUCGUCCUCCCUCCUCCCUCUCUCUCUCCUCCCUCCUCCCUCUCUCUCUCCUCCCUCUCUCCCUCCCUCUCGCCCUCGGCCCUCCCCUCCUCCCUCUCUCCUCCUGCUCUCCCUGCCCUCCUCCCUCUCCUCCCUCCCUCCUCCCUCCUCCCACUCUCCUCCCUCUCUCCCUCCCUCCUCCCCUCUCUCCUUCCCUCCUCCUGCUCUCCCCUCCCUCCCUCCUCCCUCUCUCCCUCCCUCCUCCCUCUCCCCUCCCUCCCUCCCUCCUCUUCCUCUCCCUCCCCUCCUCCUCUCUCCCUCCCUCCCUCUCUACCUCCCUCCUCCUCGCUCUCCAGGCUGUUCCUCCAGACCUUCUCUGCUGGUGCCAGAGCUCUGACAGAUAAAGAGACCAAGGCCUUCCUUGCAGCAGGAGAUGUUGAUGGUGAUGGCAUGAUCGGAGUAGAUGGUAAAUAAAUAACUUUUGCACAUUUCAAUCAAACUAUCAAGUUAACAGUAACAAGUAACUACUUUUAGUAAUGCGUAACUAUUUUUAGUAACGCGUAACUACUUUUAGAUGCCAUGUAGGAAUGAGGAUUUUAUGAGGUGUAUUUUUUAACAGUUCUCAUGAAGACCUGCCUUGCAAUAACUGGUGUUGUUUCCUCCUUGUUUCCACAGAGUUCGCCACCUUGGUGAAAGCAUAAGUCAUCUAUCAUUGGCUCGGUUUUCAUAGAACCACAAAUCUGCUGUUGAGGUUUUGUCCUGGCCUGCUGCCUGUCACAUACUGCAUCUUUUUUAUAUUCAUUUUAUUUAUGAAUGUCGCCCAGACUGUUUUGACUGUAACCCCACGCCCCCAAAGCGUGUUGACUGUUAUGUUUUUAAAAUAUGUCUUAUGUUCGCAUUCAGCCGGUGUGCAAAAGUUUACCACCAUGCUUUUGCACUUUUUGAAAAUGGAAAUAAAUUCACAUU
Messenger RNA from Coregonus sp. 'balchen', 5036 nucleotides. NCBI's taxonomy places the organism in Eukaryota, Metazoa, Chordata, Actinopteri, Salmoniformes, Salmonidae. The record is from the annotation of a GenBank genome assembly.